This is a messenger RNA of Echinops telfairi (small Madagascar hedgehog), 948 nucleotides long. RefSeq names its product olfactory receptor 8K5. Bases 7 to 948 code for a protein of 313 amino acids. The transcript has a single exon. The record is from RefSeq and is a predicted model, not a curated record. Gene Ontology annotation, molecular function: olfactory receptor activity; G protein-coupled receptor activity; odorant binding. Gene Ontology annotation, cellular component: membrane. Gene Ontology annotation, biological process: sensory perception of smell; G protein-coupled receptor signaling pathway. Lineage: Eukaryota; Metazoa; Chordata; Mammalia; Afrosoricida; Tenrecidae.
GACAAAAUGGGCCGACAGAAUCUGACAGGGCUGACUGAGUUCAUUCUAAUUGGACUUACAAAGCGCCCUGAAACCCAGCUUCCCCUUCUUGGGGUCUUCCUAUUAGUCUACAUGGUCACAGUGAUGGGCAACCUAGGCCUGGUGAUCUUGACCAAGAUGGACUCACACCUCCACACCCCCAUGUAUUUUUUUAUCAGACACCUGGCUUUCAUUGAUCUUGGUAAUUCUACUGUCAUUUGCCCUAAAAUGCUGAUAAAUUUUGUUGUGGAUAAAAAUACUAUUUCCUACUAUGAAUGUGCCACACAGCUGGCCUUUUUCCUUUUGUUCAUUAUCAGUGAAUUCUUCAUCUUGUCAGCCAUGGCCUAUGACCGCUAUGUGGCCAUCUGUAAUCCUCUACUCUACAAUCUUAUCAUGACCCCAAGACUUUGCCAUGUGCUUGUGGGCAUUCCUUACCUCUACAGUACCUUUCAGUCUCUGCUGUUCACAACUAAGAUUUUUACAUUGACCUUCUGUGGUUCUAAUGUCAUCAGUCAUUUCUACUGUGAUGAUGUUCCCUUGAUACCUAUGCUCUGCUCAAAUGCACAAGAGAUACAAUUGCUGAUCAUCAUGUUUUCAACGAUUAACUUGAUAUCCUCCCUCUUGGUCAUUCUUGUGUCCUACAUGCUGAUUCUGAUAGCUAUAUUCCGAAUGAAUUCUGCUGAGGGCAGGAAAAAAGCUUUCUCCACAUGUGGGUCUCAUCUGACAGUGGUGGUUGUGUUCUAUGGGUCUCUACUAUUCAUGUAUUUGCAGCCCAAAUCUGCUCAUUCAUUUGAAACUGACAAAUUUGCCUCUGUGUUUUACACUUUAGUCAUUCCCAUGCUCAAUCCCUUGAUCUACAGUUUAAGGAACAAAGAGGUAAAAAGUGCCUUCCACAGAGCCUUUAAGAAUCUCCGUAAGCUUUCUAUUUAG